CACUUCCAAAUUUUCUAUAUAUUGUCCCCUGCACUCCUCCAAUCCCUCACUCCUCUGCCUCACAUUCUAUCUCCUUUUUGUUACUUCAUUUCUUACUUCUUUUCUUCUGGAAUGGCUUCUGUACUUUUAUUUUUGGCGGGGUUUUAUGCCAUGGUUUCCUCUGCUGAUGCCUAUGCAGGAGGAGGGUGGACUAGCGCCCACGCUACGUUCUACGGUGGGAGUGAUGCCUCUGGGACAAUGGGUGGGGCUUGUGGGUAUGGUAAUUUAUACAGUCAAGGCUAUGGAACAAACACUGCUGCUCUGAGUACGGCUCUGUUCAAUAAUGGCUUGAGCUGCGGCUCUUGCUAUGAGAUUAGGUGCGCGAGUGACCCUAAAUGGUGCCUGCCGGGUUCUAUUGUGGUCACGGCCACCAAUUUCUGCCCUCCAAACAAUGCCCUUCCCAACAACAACGGAGGAUGGUGCAACCCUCCUCUACAGCACUUUGAUCUCUCCCAGCCCGUCUUCCAACACAUUGCCCAAUACAGAGCAGGAAUUGUGCCCGUCGCCUACAGAAGGGUACCCUGCGGGAGACGGGGAGGCAUAAGGUUCACCAUCAAUGGCCAUUCCUACUUCAACCUGGUGCUCAUCACAAACGUUGGUGGUGCUGGUGAUGUACACGCAGUUUCCAUCAAAGGGUCAAGAACUGGCUGGCAAGCAAUGUCAAGGAACUGGGGACAGAACUGGCAGAGCAACAGCUACCUCAACGGCCAGAGCCUCUCCUUCAAGGUCACCACCAGCGACGGGCGCACAGUCGUCUCCAACAACGUCGUCCCCGCCCGCUGGUCCUUCGGCCAGACUUACAGUGGUGCCCAAUUCUGAUUCAUUACCCUCUUCUAGCAAAAAUAAGUUCUAUGAUUAAGCAGAGUAAAACAAAAAAUCUAGUGUGACCUUUUUUUCUCUUCCUCUUAAAGUAUACUAUUAGUAGAUUAUUAGAUAUAUAGUAUAUACUAUGUGAGUGUUUGGAUCAAAAAAUGAGGAACGGGCUUAUUUUGGGAGGCUCUUUUUUAUCGUUUUGAUUCAAAUCGCAACAUUGAAUGAGGGCUGGCUGUACUGGCUACUUAUUUGGAUUUUUUAACCUAACUUUUGCUGUAAAGCAGAAGUUGGCAGAGGUGGGCUUUAACCACCCGCCUGCAUUUUAGUUACCAUUGUGAGUUCAUUGUGUUGUAAUCAUUAAUCAGCUCUCUGCUGCGCUACUUUUAUUUGUUGUAUUAUUGGUCACUGAAAGUGUAAAUUUUCAGUUUCCUUCAGUAAUGAAAAACGCAGACUUUACUUAUU
Messenger RNA from Momordica charantia (bitter melon), 1314 nucleotides. RefSeq names its product expansin-A1. NCBI's taxonomy places the organism in Eukaryota, Viridiplantae, Streptophyta, Magnoliopsida, Cucurbitales, Cucurbitaceae. Gene Ontology annotation, biological process: plant-type cell wall organization. The record is from RefSeq and is a predicted model, not a curated record. Gene Ontology annotation, cellular component: extracellular region.